AAGCCCAGCGCGGAGGAGAUGCACACUGUGCUCUCCCACAGAGAUGACACGGGCUCUCCUCUGUAUGGGCUGCGCUGGCUCUGAGGACAAAAUGGCUCCAGAGCGCUGCACGCACAGAGAGUUUUUGGAAAUACAAAGGUGUGGUAUGUUCACAUCAAAAGGUACCUCCAGUUCAGAGAUACGUAUGACUGAAGGGAGCCAGGUAGUGCUAGUUGUGCUGGUGUUUUACGUCCUGUGAAAACUGCAAAGACAGAUGGAGUCCAACUUCCCAUGAUGAAGGCCGACACGUAGCCUGGGGAGUACAGCAACUUUCAGGUGCUAACGUUAACUCCGUAUUUCAGUCAGAGCUUUAGAAAUAAAGCUACACUUGAUAUCUUUACCAGUGUAGCUAGCCACUCUUGAACAAGCAGCUAUCACUUAUAAUUUUAGACUUCUAUUUAGACAUGGACAUAGUUAUACCCCUUUUGAAGUCAUGCUGAAUUUGAUACCAGAUACACUUUCUAGGCCCCUCUUAGAGCUACUGAAUUGGAAUGUCCUAGGAACCAUCAAAGUUUAAAAAAAAAAAAAAAAAAAAAGAAGAGAGAGAAGAAAAUCUUGUAAAGAGAAAAUAAAAAUACAAAAGGAAACCAUAAGCAUCAAUACCAGGAACGUAAAACCCAGACCUCAGAAGCUGCGAGGCAGAGGAAGGCACGUGUGUUUUGGGGUGGCUGCCAGCAGGUGGACUCCAAAAGCCCUUAUAGAAGCAGUGUUUCCUGUGGAGGCAGCCAGAAGAGCAGAGCCCGUGGAGGUGCCUUCCUCCCCAUUGCCCCACGCCGCUCACCCCAGCACUGCUUGCCGGAGUGAGAUGAAGUGGAACAGGAUUGCCGUCUUUGUCACCCUGCAGGCACAGCUCCAUGUUACAGAUGCUGUAACAGUUCUUGGACUGAUGGACCCCAGGCUCUGCUACAUACUGGAUGGAUUCCUCUUCAUUUACGCAGUCAUCGUGACAGCCCUUUUUGUGAAAGCUAAGCUUACCCAGGCUCAGGAACCACAGCAGCUGCCCGGCCAGGAUGAUGUGUACAAUAAACUGUCUCGUGGGCACAGAGAUGAAUAUGAUGUUCUGGGAGCAAAGCGAGGUGCAGACCCUGAGAUGGGCGGGAGACAUGAGCAGAGAAGAAAGAACCCCCAGGACACCCUCUACAGUGCACUGCAGAAGGACAAGAUGGGCGAGGCAUACAGUGAAAUUGGAAAGAAAGGAGACCAUCAGAGACGGCGAGGGAAAGGGAACGAUGCUGUUUACCAGGGGCUCAGUACAGCGACCAAGGACACCUAUGAUGCUCUCCAAAUGCAGCCUUUGCCGCCCCGCUAAGCAGGGGUCACAGAGGGGAUGGGCAAGAGUGAGAGAUGCCCAUAUGCUCUGGGGAAGGAGAUGAGUGAAGGCCUUUUUCAUCCAAAACAAGCACCAUGUAUUUUCCUAGUGCAGCAAUCUACUUCGGCUGGUGCACAGAGGGAGUAUGUCUGGACUUGGUCAGUUCCUUCUCCCUUCCCUCUUGAAUCAUGCAACUGCAAGCUUUAGCUAUUAAAAUGUACAUAUCUGUAAAGUUUUUUCCAAUAAUAGUAGCUAUUAGGCUGAUUUUUGUAAGAUUUGUGUUGUAGGACCCUACCAUACCUAAUGCAGCUCUUUCUGUAGCUCUUACUUACCUUCCAGGGCUAUCAAGUCAUGUAAUUGCAGUUUCAAGGCAUUUAAAGACCCUUGUAAAGAUAAGGCUGUAGUUAUUUCCUGCAGUAUUUAUCUUAAGAACAUUUGACAAUGGCCAGCUAAACUUUCUGCUUUAAAUUUACCAUUCAAAAACUGCUGCAGUGUACAAUUUUUUUUCUUCAACUGUGAAAAGUGACGCACUGUUACUGUAGUGAAGGACAGAGGCUCAGUGCCAGCUCUUCAGUAUGAAGAAAAUCAGUGCUACGCUCCCACAAAAAAAUCAGGUUGUGGCAUCACCACUCAUGCAGCACCUAGAGGUAAACAAGAGCCAGGUGACCUGUGAGCGAUUUCUCAGAAGGCAGACGAUACUCCUGCUGCAGUGAAAACAAGGAAGAUGGACUCUGAU
Molecule: messenger RNA, 2084 nt
Organism: Cygnus olor (mute swan)
Lineage: Eukaryota; Metazoa; Chordata; Aves; Anseriformes; Anatidae
Gene: CD247
Product: CD247 molecule
Exons: 8
Coding region: 845-1348 (167 amino acids)
Biological process (GO): cell surface receptor signaling pathway
Cellular component (GO): membrane
Molecular function (GO): transmembrane signaling receptor activity
Source: RefSeq, a predicted model, not a curated record